AUGAUGUCCCAGUGCUCUGCCGAGCUCUGUAUGCUAUUGAUCGAAGACAAUUUUGGAGAGCUCUUUGCCCGCAUCUUUACCGUCCUUCAACGUUACGAAAGACUUACCCUCCCUCGGUUAAAAUUCUAUGCUCGCCUGACAGAUCGCCAAUUGCGCCAUGGCCUCUCCGCCAUGAUCCAGCACCACUUGAUCUAUCACUUCACCUCCCUCGAUGACGGCAAUACCUACUACGAAGCUAAUCCACAAGCCGCAUACUCCCUCGUGCGAUCUGGAAAGAUUCUCCAGCUCGUUGAAAAUCGACUAGGAGAAUACGCGGCCCAGGUGUUGGAAGCAAUCAUGACGCUCGGUCACUCCUCGAUCGCCCACCUCGAGACGCUUCCCGAACUUAAAUCCAAGAGGCAGCGCAUUCCGAAUGGGGUCCACCAUGAUGAACACAAGAUCGAUGGAGAGGGAGAAAUUGAAGAGGAUUCCGCUGCUCCUAACGGCGAUCAUGCUGUGAGCGAGAAACCGGCAUAUCUUCACCCCACCUUGAAGAGUCUUGCGUCCCACGGAUACAUCCAUCGCCUUCGAGAGGCACACUUCCAAAGCCCAAAUGACAACUGGCUAGAUGCUUCCCGAAUCAUCGCAUCAAGGCCAGAUGUCAAACAAAUGAAGGGCAAACAGCAAGCGGCAGAGAUUGAGGAGAAGGCGAAGGACAUGGUCAAGGAAAGAACAGAAGGAGAUCUGAGCCGGGGCCUCAUAUACAACGGCGUCCCUCAGGGCGCCAAAAUAAGACGCAAUCACGGCGACUCGGAGUCCAAUAAGCAGGUGUCGAAUGGCACCAACGGUAUCAACGGGGACCAUGUAGAAGACGAGGGGGAAGAGGGGAAUGAUUGGUCCGAAGAUGAAGAUGGUAUUGAUUCAAUCCCAAUGGAUUCUAACCUUAUCAUUCGGGUGAACUACGAGAAGCUCGACGUGGCGCUUCGAAACACGCGGUUCCUUGAGCUUGCGGAGCAAGACGCACAUUCCACCUCAGUCGAGAUUUACGACUGUCUGCUUCGGCGCAUUGAAUACCAAACAGCCCGCUGCCGAGACUCAUUUGAGAUCCCUCGCGAAGGAGAAGAAGGCGAACAAUACUCUGUCCCAAUCCAACUGAGCUCAAUCGUCGAAGACGUUGACCCGAAUCUGGAUCUUGCAGGAUGUAUUGGCCCGAUGGAGCCCUCGACGGUGUUAAACCGACGCGGCAAGCGACCAUUGGAUGAUGACACGAAUGGCGUAAAUGGUGACAAGCAUGAAGAUGAACCGAGCGGGAAGAACCGCGCCUACGAGAUCGACCAGCACCUUAGUAUACUCUCACAACCUCCCUUGAACCUUACCACAAAACACGUCAUCUCCGGCCUCCCUACCUGGCGAGUUGCAUUCCGAGGCCUGGCCCGGAAACUUCGCCAUUUAGAACUGGAGCGCAUGAUUGAAUCGCGGUACGGAGAUGUGGCACUGCGGGUGGUCCGCGUCCUGCAUGCCAAGGGCAAGCUUGACGAGAAACGGCUCCAGGAAAUCAGUCUCUUGCCAUUCAAGGACCUGCGCCAGACACUUGCUAGCAUGCAGACUGGAGGGUUUGUAGAUCUGCAGGAAGUGCCACGUGAUGCGCAGCGUCAGCCUUCCAAGACGAUCUACUUGUGGUACUACGAUCCGGACCGCGUGUGCAGCAGUAUUCUGGAGGAUACAUACAAAGCCAUGUCACGGUGCCUGCAGCGCAUCAAAUUCGAACGUAGCCGCGAGAGAGAUUUCCUUGAAAAGACGGAACGAACUGACGUCAAGGGUCACGAGGAAGAAUUCCUCUCGGAGGCUGAAUUAGAACACCUUCGCAACUGGAAGGCUAAAGAAGCCUUGCUGCUGGCGGAGGUAUCUAGAUUAGAUGAUAUGGUUGCUGUUUUCCGAGAUUAUUGA
This is a messenger RNA of Penicillium egyptiacum, 1926 nucleotides long. The record is from the annotation of a GenBank genome assembly. NCBI's taxonomy places the organism in Eukaryota, Fungi, Ascomycota, Eurotiomycetes, Eurotiales, Aspergillaceae.